AUGACCGAUCGGGCUGCGUUCACCCUCAGCCUGGAGGAUCUGACAAACGUGGCAUCCUCAAAUGGUCAGAUAUCGGAACAUAUCUACAAGCAGCGGAUGAAUAGAUCGAACGAAACUUUGGACUACUCGCGACCUUCGUCGUUGGAGAUCGAUUCCAGGCAGACCAUCACCAAGCCGCCAAAUGCAAAGCUCCCUCAUGUGAGUGAUGUGGCGGACGGCCAAGCAUCUCUACGGCACCCUUUCCCCCAUCUAUAUCAUUCCUCCAGUACCUCCAGGUCACCUUCCACCCGAACCUCAUCCAGUUCGCUCCAAGCGUUGAAUGAAGAUAUAGUGGUCGAUGCCCGGUCGGAUAAUGGUCUGUUUGGCCGAAACUCCACCUCUCGCAGAGUGUCGCAGAUGGGGCAAUCAGAUACCUUCUCUACCGAUUAUCCCGUCUACCCUGAUCAAUCCUACGCCGUCCUACAAUCUCAGAUCCACCCCACCUAUCAGCCCCCAUUUCUACGAACCCGAAGUUCAUACCCAACUGAAACCGCCUCCCGGCAAGGUCCAGCCCGCGUCUCUCGCACGGCGGGCAACACCCCCCUCUCUAGCCCGGGGUUAUUCUCGGUCAAAACUCCCCACGUCGGCCCUUCCUCCGAGUCUGAUGACGAGGGCCACGCCAGCUUCCCUCACCUGCAUCCAACACAUCUUCAGCCUCCGAAAGAAACACAUACGGCCGAGGUGGAUCGAGAUCUUAUAACCGGAAAUAAGCUUAUCAACCAGUACGAAAUUCUCGAGGAGCUCGGGCGUGGCGAACAUGGAAAAGUAAAGCUUGGUCGCCAUCUAGCAACCCGGCAGAAGGUCGCGAUCAAGAUCGUCCAACGAUACUCAAAAAGGCGCCGCUUAGGGAGAUUGGGAAAUGCUGAAGAUAAAGUCAAGAGGGAGGUUGCCAUCUUGAAGAAAGCCCGCCACCCGAAUGUGGUAAGUCUGCUGGAAGUCAUCGAUGAUCCGAACCGCCAGAAGGUUUAUAUAGUGCUCGAAUAUGUUGAGAACGGUGAAAUCAUCUGGCGGCGGAGGGGCCUCCGGGAAAUUGUCUACGUGGACAAGCUCCGGCUGGAGCGAGAGAAGUCGGGUCUCGAUGACACCCCGGCGUUUUUGGAAGAGAGCCAACAGUAUAUCAAAACUGCUCAACGCCUUCGACGGCAGCGAGAGAGGGCGCGCGAGCGCCGUCAAGCGCAGGCGGAGUAUGCGCAGCAGGGUCCCAUCCCUGCUUGGAGCUUGGAACACGGGGCCGAGUCAGACGACGAACUGGGCCCCGAGCUAACAAUUGCUCGAACGUCGAGUCGCUGUGUUCCGAGUUUCGAUGAGAACCAUUCUUCCCCUAGUCACUCUCUGGCCUCAGCCCAGGAGGCGGCUUUGGCCGCGGUAGAGGGCACCAUGUACGGGGCUUAUGCCGAUAAUCCCUUCGAACGACGAUUUAGCACCGCCUCGAGCAGCUUUGGAUACGCCCCUUCCGAACCGGAGUGGCGUCCAGAUGAGGACGACAUGUCCUACGUUCCCUGUCUCACCAUCAACGAAGCACGUACCGCAUUCCGGGAUUCACUGUUGGGUCUCGAGUACCUGCAUUACCAAGGCAUCAUCCAUCGUGACAUUAAACCGGCGAAUCUACUAGUUACAAGCAAUUUCCGAGUAAAGAUUUCAGAUUUUGGGGUGUCCUAUCUGGGACGACCGAUUCGAGAUGAAGACGAAGAGCAAAUCGAGGAGACAGAUGCGACAGAGUUGGAUGAUGCUCGAGAACUGUCAAAAACAGUUGGCACGCCGGCAUUUUACGCACCUGAACUGUGUUACACCGGAGACGAAUUUGUGGAUAGCCUGGGCGGUGCACCACGUAUCACCGGUGCGAUCGAUGUCUGGUCUCUCGGAGUCACCCUUUACGGGAUGAUCUUUGGUCGACUGCCCUUCAUUUCGGAUGACGAAUAUAGCAUGUUCCAAACCAUUGUGAAGAAAGAGGUCUUCAUCCCGCGGAAGCGUUUAAAGCCCGUUCAGAUGGAUAGCGGUAAUGUUGGACAGUGGCCUCACUCUGCAGGCCCUGACAAGCGGCUGGAGGACGAGCUGGCCUAUGAGGAGGUUGAUGAUGAGUUAUGGGACUUGCUGAAACGGCUACUGACGAAAGACCCGGUCAAACGUAUCACGGUGAAAGAGAUUAAGCACCAUCCUUGGGUUCUCUAUGGCUUGCCCAACCCCAGGGCAUGGGUGGAAGAGACUGAUCCCGGUUACCAAAGCAAGGGCAAGAAGAUUGAGGUAUCUAACGAAGAAGUCACGACCGCUGUUAGCAAAGUGCCGUUUAUCCAACGUGUGCGGUCCAACGUUGCACGGUGGUCAAACUACCUCACGGGAAGGUCAAAAGACCGCGACAGCCGUAAACGGACAUCUAGUACGGCUCGCAGCAACGCGUUUGGGAAGCAUCUCUGGGAAGGCCGCCGACUCAGUCUUCGCGGGGACGAAGAUUUCUUUCCGCGGUCUGGCCGACAUGCCAGAGACGGUGAACACCCGCUAUCGCAAAGUGUAACCGUGAGUCCGACUGGAGAGGAAAGGCAUUCGUCAUCGUCGUAUUUUCAGGAUCCCCGGGGUGGCUCCCUCUCGUCAUUUGAUCGAACUCCUCGCCCUGAUCACCCGGAACGUGCCGUAUCUACCUUGUCAACUGCCGAGUCCGCAAAAACGGUCAGGCCAUCUGACCCUGCCAAACACUUUACUGGCCCACUCCGUCCUGUUACACCGGCCCUAUCCGAUCCCUCGGGAACGACACAUCUCGGGGGCUUUUUCAGUGGCGCGAGUCGUCGACUGGCUAGAGGUCUCCAGCCAGGAGAAUGGCGAUCUGAUAGACCCGCCUCUGGCGAGACUGCGUCUCUAGACGGAGACCGCCACUCAGAACCUAGCCUAGCCUUGAGCGUUGCCUCUGCCGUUGGUCAGAUGCAGCAGUCGACUUUGCUCCCGAAUGAUAAAUCCUCCGCGCGAGUCGAGAGCCCAGUCCCCACUCCAGGACACCGACGUAGUCGAUCGCAUCAGCUGAGGGGCAAACUUUCCACUGAGCCGCUCAGUCUUACAAAGGAGGCCUUGCUACGAACCAAGAAUUCUGACCCCACCGUCCACAGUGGACAUACAAAUCCUUAUUCCGAAAACGAGUCGUACCCUUCAGACGAUCUUGCCCAAGGGGCAGAGCAGAUUCGUCCGGACCCGGAGUGCACAGCAGCUUCAAGUACCUCCGCGGACCCCUCCAAAAGUGGGCUGACUACAUCCCCUCCAUCAGCUGCAACCAUGUCUUCAUCCUCCGUGGAUGACUACACCAGCGGCAUGUCUCAGAGCACAUCGCAUCCCAGCAUUCCGUCCGUGAUUUCGGGAGCUUCGUCUCUAUCUGGAGAAGGGAAUGGCCCGGACGACUGUGACACGGCUCAAGUUCCUCCACUCCUUCGCACCGGCGAAACAGUGAAAGCCAGGCGACCGAGCCCAUCGCGACCGCCAGAAGACGACGAGUCCCGCUAUUACUGUGAUGACGAGGAAGAAAGUGGCGAUGAUUCAGAUGAGGGUCUCGUCAUUGGUCAAAAGAAACCAGUUUCCCAAAAGCCCGCCAUUCGUAUGGGUACCGGACCAAAAUAG
Molecule: messenger RNA, 3633 nt
Organism: Aspergillus ochraceoroseus IBT 24754
Lineage: Eukaryota; Fungi; Ascomycota; Eurotiomycetes; Eurotiales; Aspergillaceae
Product: putative serine/threonine protein kinase
Exons: 3
Coding region: 1-3633 (1210 amino acids)
Biological process (GO): protein phosphorylation; intracellular signal transduction
Cellular component (GO): cytoplasm
Molecular function (GO): protein serine/threonine kinase activity; ATP binding
Source: RefSeq, a predicted model, not a curated record